This is a messenger RNA of Cimex lectularius (bed bug), 9467 nucleotides long. It is a transcript of the gene hyd, whose product is annotated as E3 ubiquitin-protein ligase hyd. The coding region runs from base 544 to 9090 and encodes 2848 amino acids. Gene Ontology annotation, molecular function: RNA binding; ubiquitin binding; ubiquitin-protein transferase activity. Lineage: Eukaryota; Metazoa; Arthropoda; Insecta; Hemiptera; Cimicidae. The record is from RefSeq and is a predicted model, not a curated record. Gene Ontology annotation, biological process: DNA damage response; regulation of double-strand break repair; protein polyubiquitination. The transcript is spliced from 42 exons. Gene Ontology annotation, cellular component: nucleus.
GUACAGAUAGGAACGGUCGUAGAAUCGUGAUUCGUUUUGAAGAAGGCGGGAGCGAAGUGCGCUAUCCAGAUAUCAGCCGCGCCCCCUCCGCGACGCACCGCCACCCAGAAUACUUCGGAGCGCGGAACCUCUACGCCGAAGGAACAUAUGUAUUAAACAUAAAACCCGGAGGAGAAAAAACAUUAACAGUUGUUUCCAAUUCUUUCAUUCGUUUUUGUUUUUUCGCGAGGCUCAAUUUUUCAAUAGUUCGGUCAAAAAUUAAUAAGAGUGAGGAAAAGGUAGUCGAGAAGGGAGCCAGGAGGCGAAGACAACAGUCGUGGCGCGUUAGGUUGGCGAGCUUGGCCCAACAGACGAUCGUCGAUCCUCCUCGCUUUCAUUCGUUCGAGCACUCGGGGCCGAUUCUCGUUCGAGUUCUUCGUCGGCCAUUGUUUUCAACUGGACAACAGGAAAAGUGAACUUUCGUCGAGCCGUUUCCGAAAAAUGGUGUCACCCGCAUCGGCCCGAUAUCUCGCAGUGUUUUAGUCGUCGACACCGCCAACGAAAAUGUCCUCGUUGCAAUUCGUCGUCCAUCCCAUCCCUGGGACGGAGGAUCAGCUUAACGAUAGGCUGAAAGAAGUAGCAGAUCGUUUGAACAGAUUCGGACCUGUAGCGCCUCCGCAAGCUCUUGCUGUUUUAAAAUCUGGAGUGAAGACGAUAGCUAUUGGCCCCAAUCACUUUGCUCUCCUUUUGGAAGAUGGCAAAGUUUGUAGGGUGGCUUUUUCAAUUAUAUCUGAUAGACUAGAUCUCUCUAGAAAUGACAAUAAAAACUCUAAAGGAGGAGGGGGUGGAGGAGGUAGCCGCCAGGCUACAAGAACACGUGGGCGAGUCGUGCGUUCAUCAGCAUCCAACAUAAGAAGGGGCCGUGGCGCACCAACAAGUGGUGGAGUAAUCAUGGGCGUGAACAGCUCUGGAAAUGGCCGAUCGGUAAUAACAGCUCCGUUCGUUCCAGACGAGUUGAUCUCCCAAGCCCAAGUGGUUUUACAAGGAAAAAGUAGAAAUCUUAUUAUCAGAGAAUUACAGAGAACCAAUUUAGAUGUCAACUUAGCUGUCAACAACCUUCUUUCAAGGGAUGAUGAGGAAGGAGAAGAAGUUGAAGAUGGGACAGACUCGUAUGUUCCAGAGGAUCUUAUAUCAUUGCUGGAUGGAGGAUUCCACCCAGACCAUUCAGUCAUAAUAGAUGCAGACGCGAUGUUCUCAGAAGAUAUGUUUGGGUAUUCAUCCGUGCGAAUAAGGAGCGCUGCUGGCAAUUUAAGAAGAGGAGGCGGCAGCAACAGCGACCGUGACAGGAGCAAUAAUGAGAGCACAAGCGGAGGUGAAAGGAGCAGCGAAAGGGAUCGAGAAAGGAGAGAUGGAAGUGAGAGAGACCAGUUUUCAAGGUGGAGAGACAGACAAUAUUUCGGCCCGAGGAGGUGGCUUGAAACUGCUUUAAGGGACAACUGGGACAAAGAAGGUGAAAACAAGAAAAAAGACAUCGGCGGUGGCAACCCCUUGUGGAUGUCCGACGAUGUCGAAUUCUGGCCUGAAAAAGAAGGCGCUCCUGCCGUUCGGUUUUCAAACAUUGCGGCUCUACAUAGUGAGCUCAUAGCUGUUUCCACGACUGGUCAACUUCACCAAUGGAAAUGGUGUGAAACGGAACCUUAUAAACACACAGAUGCUGGAAUUUUUCAUCCGAAAACCGCAGUUCUCGGUUUAACGAAUGAAAGAAUUUCACAUAUUUCUGCCUGCUCCAUCAGGUGUACUGUGGCAACCGAGUCGGGAAAGGUUGCGACUUGGAUGGACGAGCAGUUAUCCUUUGCGGCAGCUAAAUUGGAGCAUCCAGCCACGACAUUUACUGAAUUUACAAUCGAUCGUAUCUCAGCAUUGUACACUUGUACUUUGUACACACUCGCCAAACUUGAAAGUGGAGCUUUAUAUUGGUGGGGUGUAUUGCCUUUUUCUCAAAGGAAAAAACAAUGGGAGAAACAUAGGGCAAAGUCGACAAAAGUGAGACCAUCGUCCACUACAGCAGAAAUCACUGCUGGUACUCAGGUUUGCAUGAAGAGCAGUCCCAUGUACCAGCCGGGUGCUAUAGGUUUCAUCGUUUCUGGAGGAGUGCCAAAGGUUGGACAACUGCAAAAUUCUGCUUGGAAUUUGACAGAUGUCUGUCGUUUCAAAUUGAUUUCACCAAAUUCCAACAAUUUGGUGGGAGAGGGAAAAUGUAGGUCGGAAUCGACUCCGAACACCAAUAAGUGUUUGAAGACUAACACUUCAACUCAACCGAAAUCGUCCAGCCAGAAAGAGACAGCAGACAGAAUUGACAUGCCUCCACCUCCUAGCCCUGCAUCUUCGACCUGCAGCGAUACGGGAUCAGCGACUCUCAAGCGUGCCAAAAGAGUCACAGUGAAAGAAGAGGAGAAAAAGGACGAGAUCAUGUGGCUACUGAGGGAUGUUGUGUUUGUCGACGAUGUCAAGGGUCUUCCUAUCGGGCAAGUUUUAAAAGUUGAUGGGUUCUAUGCAGCAGUGAAGUUUCAAUCUGGAAACAAAGAACAGGGAAAAGACACCAAAGAAAAUCUUCCGACUGAUGAUCUCCUACAAGACUGUAGACUUCUUAGAAAGGAUGAUUUACAGAUCGUAAAACCCAAUACAACAUCCAGGGCUCCUGAUUUUAUACAAAAAACACCAAAAAGGAUCAACAUUGGGGAAAAUGUUGGUCAGAUUUUAGCAGUCGCAGUCGAUGGGUUAGGUCUGCACACAAUUGUUAAAAAUACUACCAGGAUUUGCUACAUCCUGUUUAAUCUGACUACCGGCCGUAUUGAACAGGAAUGCCCUUUCCCGACGGACAUGGAUUCUUUCUUGGGUUUGGAACCCAAUAACAUCAGCCUGACGUCGACGGGAGAAAUGUCAGACGCUGUCCUUCUCUUGAGGGACGGCAAUUCGACACUCUGCCCCCUUGCGAAAGAUUCAGUCGACUCGAUUAGAGAUAGCCAGUGGCUGGAUCUGCCACCAUUGAAAUGUAUCGCUGCAGCACCUCAUGCCCUACCGCUCCGUGCGUCGUCUGCCUCCUUGUUUAAGACCCAAGCAGCGGUUAUCGUACUGGCAAUGCAACAUCAAGCUCUAAUGCCUUCAAUUUUGAGAUGCGACAUCGACACUGUUAAACACAUCCUGCUGAGCCUGGAACACGACUCGAGAGGGGAUGAAACCCUUCAGGCAAUCCUUGCUGAAAGAUGCGACGGAAAUAGAAACAUAUUCCAUGCGUGCGUUUCUAUGUGUACGCCGACAACUAAUAAAGACUCAGAGACAGAUCCACCUGCAACUGUUACAAGCGGAACAGCAACAGAUACAAGUAAUGUCAUUUCGUGGACGCGUUCGUCUGUCAGUUUUAGAGAAAUGAUGAGACGGUCGUCUGCCUCAGUGACAAGCACAAGUAAGUGCGGAGAAGCGAAUGAAAGCAGUGGUCCACAAGAUGAGAAUGUAUCAGCGUUAGGUUGGCCUCCUGAUCCAUUCACUGAGCACGCGUCUGGUGACGAGGACAGCCUCCUUGUCGGAGGCCCUGGAAACACCGUCCCUCAGCCGCUUAAACCACCGAUCCCACAACUCCCGGAUCCAGGGGAAAGACGAGCCAACGCCCUUCAGGCCCUGAGGCUUCUCUGCGAAUCCCCAGCUUUGCAGAUUCACCUGCCUAGUUUACUUAUGGCCAAGGACAGCCAAGGUCAGACGCCGUUCAUGUUAGCGGUCACUUGCAGAGCUUAUCACGCCGGACAAGUUCUUUUUGAUACAAUCAUUUCAUUGGUGUCAGACGGGCCCAAUGUUAUACCUCCUUCUCCGCCUCCCCCACCACCUCCACCUCCACCACCGCCACCACCUCCACCAACUAAUGCUUCUACAGAAGAGAGGCUCAAGAGUGUCUUGUCCGCUUGGUUCUCGAAAUCCAACACUUCCGAAUCUAAAAUGAGUAUCGAUUUAGCUACAGAAGUCACGGAUAAAGAUGGCCUCGAGGCGAUGGUGUUCCCGAGAGGUUCGAACCCUGAUCUCUCACCCCUUCAUAUCAUCUGCUGCAACGACACUUGCAGUUUCACUUGGACGGGUGCUGAGCAUAUCAAUCAAGAUAUAUUUGAGUGCAGGACUUGUGGACUCACAGGUUCCUUGUGCUGCUGCACUGAAUGCGCUCGCGUCUGCCAUCGCGGUCAUGACUGCAAACUUAAAAAGACAUCACCGACGGCAUACUGCGACUGUUGGGAGAAGUGUAAGUGCAAGGCAUUGGUACAAGGAAAUCAAAAUGCGAGGUACAAUCUCCUGACUAACUUAAUAACACACACUGAUUUGGUCACCAAGCACAACUCAAGGGGGGAGAGUAUUUUACUAUUUUUAGUACAGACAGUAGGACGUCAAAUGGUAGAGCAAAGACAAUACAGAGCUCCAAGAUCUAGGUCAACUUCCGCUGCAUCUAGAAAGACCACAACAUCAGAAUUAGUUACAAAUGAAUUGGAUAUGCCGGAACAUGAUUUAGAACCGCCGAGGUUUAGCAGGAGGGCGUUUGAAAGGCUUUUGAACGACUGGCCUGCUGUGAAAGGAAUGAUUAUGACGGGGGCUAAAUCAGAGAAGGACUGGAAGCAGCCUCUUUACGAGGAACAGGCUUAUCUCAAUGCCCAAAAUGGAAGUGCUCUUUUAGACAAAUUCACCCACUGCCUUCUCGUCAAAUGUGGGGCUGAGAUGACCGAUAUAAUAGUUGCGACGUUAUCGAGGGAACUGCAAAAUUCGUGCGUCCCAGGAAGAAUUGAAGAAGCGACUCUAGUUGCCAGAAGAUUUGUCAGAUCUGUUGCGAGAAUAUUUGUUAUAUUCAGUGCUGAAAUGGCACCAAAUGCGAACAAAAGGCGAUCAAUGAGUGCAGUUACUGCACCUCUAGUAAAAUGUAAACGAGUUUUCCAUUCUUUAUUAAAAAUAUCAGUUGAAGAAUUGUGUGAAACGGCCGACAGCUUGAUCGCCCCAGUUCGCCUCGGCGUUUCUCGUCCCACGCCACCUUUUAUGCUGUCCACAUCAACGGUCGAAGUUAUAAAUGGCUCAGAAGAAUUAUUUUCUAUUGAACCGCUUGCACCUCCGUCGACAACCAGCACAGGAAGUGGAAGAAGAGGGCAGAAGGCAAACAGAAACAAUGAAGAAAGCCAGGGCACCAGUAAUGCCAGCAAUCGCACGAGACUGGUCAGUCUUAUGGAAAUUGAAGAAGAAAUGGUCGAAAGUCUGGUAGCUAUGGCUAACGAAGGCGAGAACAGCGAAGGUGAAGGUGAAAGGGAAGUCGAAAGGGAAGGAGCGGAACGAGAGGUUGAAAGGGAAGGAGCUGAGAGUGAAAGCGAGGACUUGCUCGUAGAAACGGAAAGCGACAGUGAUCAGAGCAAUCAAGAAACUGUUCAACACGUUCCAUCGAACACCCCUCCUGCUCCUGGCGAAGACGAAAGUGGUGAUUCUAGUCAACAAGAGGAGACGGAUGGGGAAAGCGAGAGUUUAGAUCACGAGGAACUAGUUUUGGCUGAUGAACAGUUAGAGAGAAGAACAAGUGGCAGUGGCCAAGGACAAAGGAACAAUCUUGCACCGCAGUCUAUGCAGUGGGCAAUUAGGAGUAGAGACACCAACACAAGAUCCUCAGGAAGUUUCCGUGUAGCUUCAGGAAAUUCGCUAGUGUUUAUUGAUUCAGCGUCGUUGAGGCGAUCCGUGACCAGCAACUCUGGGACGGGAGGCGCCAGCCCAAACCAGGAUGGCGUGACAAUGACUACGACCGCUGCUUGCCUUGCAAGGAGCUUUGCAAUCGUGCUGAGGCAGAUAGCCGACCUCCUGGGAAGCCUUCACGUCUCAGCGCCUCAACAACAGCCCAUUCCGAUCACGUAUCAAGGCUCAAUUCAGCUUCAGAAUUACGUGGAAAAACAACUUAAGCCUACAUGGGAUUGGCUGUUGACGGUUAUGGAUUCUACAGAGUCACAGUUGAGGUUUGGUGCUUCACUUACGUCGACUACGGAUCCAAAUCAUCCACAUCAUCCAUUACACCACAGCAGCAGUGGUGGAGGUCCAAGUACAUCAGGGAAUAGUUCCGGAUCUUCCGGAACCGCAAAUACGUCCAGAUCGACCACCCAGUCGUCACAUAGGCCGAGCCAAAGCUCGACCGGUCCAACAAGGAUAAUUGGAUUUGCAACAAGCACUGAUACUUCCAGACCUGCUCGGGACCGUGAUGGAGUUGAUGCACAUUCUGCGAGGAGGGAGUUGCUCAUGUACUGCCUUUCCCUGAUGAGAUGUCACAACUCUGAACAUGCCGAUUCUCUUCCUGUAUUAGACGUUUCAUCAUUGCGUCAUAUCGCAUACGUCUUUGACGCUUUGAUCUAUCUUCUUAGAGCUGGAACAGAUCAGAAUCCAGUCAUCGAGGAAACACUACUCCCUCAGACUUGGACCCAACCGGAUGAGAAUGAAAACGAAGAAACAGAAGAGGAUCUAACUCCUCCACCUGUCGCUAUGGAGACUGAUGUUGAAGAAGUCGAACCCUUGGGUACAAGCGGGAAAGGAAGAAGGCAUCCGUUUUUCCAGAGGUCUGAUUCAACGCUUUGGCUCGGCUGCAGUCCGCCAGAUCCGUUUGAACUGCCGAUGCAGCGAGCUUUACCUCUUGCCGACCAGCCGCACCUUCUUCAACCCAACGCUACUAAAGACCAACUAUUUGGCAUUCCAAAACAGCAGAUAGACAUGCAGCAACAAACAGCCUCAGCAGAAGUUGCUUCAUCCACUAAUCAGUUGAGAGUGCUUCCUACAAGAUUAGGCCUUUCUUUAAGGUCUGGAGCAUCUUUAACGGUAAAACCAGCAGGAAAAGACACGCUUGCAGAUCAAGAAAUAAAACAGGAUGCACCAGCGGGCUGCGUUCACGUACCAACUAUAGUCAGUAAAGAUGAAACCGCGGCAGAAACUCCAUCGGAAGAGGUGCAGGAAUCAUCAAGGCCACUUGUAAUAGUGAGAGCAGGUCGAGCAGAAACGGAAGAGGAGAACAAACAGUCGACGGCUAUGCCCAACACUCCAAUGGACAUAAGCGAACCGGGGCCGUCUGGCGUUCAGAAACAACCGCCACACAAGCCCUGGGUCUCGGCCGACAUCCUCCUCGGUAGAUGGAGGAUGGCGCUGGACCUUUUCGGAAGAGUCUUUAUGGAAGAUGUCGGCCUCGAGCCCGGCUCGGUUGUGAGCGAGCUUGGAGGAUUUCCAGUCAAGGAAGCCAAAUUCAGACGCGAUAUGGAAAGACUUAGAAACCAACAAAACAGAGAUCUCACUCUGUCAAAGGUCGAACGUGACAGGACGCAGCUUUUAUUCCAAACUUUGAAGGAAUUAAAUACUGUUUAUAACUCACAACAACGUAGGGCUGCUUCACAGCCUCCUUUGGCAGUGAAUAGAGUGAAAGUGACUUUUAAAGAAGAACCCGGUGAAGGAUCAGGUGUUGCUAGAAGCUUUUACACAGCAAUAGCUGAGGCCCUUUUAGCAAAUGAGAAACUACCGAAUUUGGAAUCGGCCCAAAUUGGCUCUCGGUCUCAGUAUAAUGUCCUUUCAAGAUUGAGACCCCGUGACAGAGAAAACACCAGGAGGCUGACAGGGCAGUUUUUGAAAACCAAGACGAGGGCGUCCACUUCAGGGAGGUGUCGUAGCCCCAGACGAACACUGUCUUUCGAUGCCAGGUCUUUCACACCGGCAGCCCAAUCUAGUAGAAACCUUUCCACGACCGGAGACACUUCUGGUACAAGUAGCUCAACAUCUGCAAGCACGGCACAAGAAAAUACGAGCAAUUCAGCUACCCAGCUUAAUGAACAUCUGUCUUACCAUCAAAUAACACUUGGAGAAAGGCUUUACCCAAAGGUUCAUAGUUUGCGACCUUCAUUUGCUUCAAAAAUAACAGGCAUGCUUUUGGAAUUGUCGCCAGCACAGCUUCUCAUGCUUCUUGCUUCAGAAGAUGCGUUGAGAGCAAAGAUCGAAGAAGCGAUGCAGAUAAUUUUGGCCCACGGCCACCAAAUCGGCAACCACACUCUGCUAGAAAUGGAUUUGUUAUCAACAUCAAAAAUUAAUAGCUCUAAUAGUGGUACAACUCCAACAGGAAGUGCUGCACCCACUCCAGCCCCUUGCGACCCCAGCGGCGAAGGAGGCGAAGAGACUGUGAUAGAAGACAAUGCACCACUUUUCUACACACCGGGAAAACGAGGCUUCUACAGCCCGAGGCAGGGCAGAGCUUCGUUUGAAAGGCUCAACGCCUUCAGAAAUACGGGAAGACUGAUGGGUCUCUGUCUCCAGCAAAACGAACUUCUUCCGCUUCUUCUCAACCGGCACGUCCUUAAAUUUAUACUCGGGAGACAGAUUAGAUUCCACGACUUGGCUUUCUUCGACCCCGUCAUGUAUGAAUCGCUCCGCCAGCUUGUCAUAGAUGCUGAGACGAAGUCUGGCAAUUCUUUAUUCUCGGCCCUGGAUCUUACUUUUAGCAUUGAACUUAGCCCGGAAGAAGGGGGAGGCAGUAUGGAAUUAAUCCCAGGUGGUCGUGAUAUUGAAGUCACAGCUGCUAAUGUUUAUGAUUAUGUUAGAAAGUAUGCUGAAUAUAGAAUGUAUAAAUCGCAACAAAAAGCAUUAGAGGCAAUUCGCCAAGGAGUUUUCGACGUUAUUCCAGCCGGUUCGCUUGACGGGCUUACAGCUGAAGACCUUCGGCUUUUGUUGAAUGGAGUCGGAGACAUCAAUGUAUCGGUUCUGAUAUCUUACACUUCGUUCAACGACGAAUCCGGCGAGUGCUCUGACAGGCUUCUCAAAUUUAAACGUUGGCUGUGGGCCAUUGUUGAAAAAAUGACUCAUUUGGAACGAAUGGAUCUGGUUUAUUUUUGGACUGGCUCACCUGCCCUCCCGGCUUCUGAAGAUGGCUUCCAACCGAUGCCUUCGGUUACGAUAAGACCAGCGGAUGACACCCAUCUCCCCACGGCCAAUACAUGCAUAUCAAGAUUGUAUAUACCAAUAUAUUCCAGUAGAGCAGUUCUCAGGCACAAAUUACUCCUAGCUAUUAAAACGAAGAACUUCGGCUUUGUAUAAAGUAUAAGGCGUUUAUUGCGUUUGUGUCAAUCGUUACUAUGAAUGGAUAGGAACAUUUUUACUGUUAUCAAUAAUUAGAGGGCUGAAACGGAAGAGGAGAAAGUAUAUAUAAAGAGGAGGAAUUGAAAGUUCAAUUUAUAAUUAAUUUAUUUUUGAAUUCUACAGUUAUAUUAUUAUCAAUUUUUGUUUUGAAUAAAAAUUGUCUUUUUAUGAAUUGGAAAAUAGGUAUUGUUUUUAAUAAAAUGUGUUAAUUCAACUAUCAACAAGCUGUGUGUGAGCAUACGUUUGUACGUUGAAAUAGUGUUCCAAGUAUUUAUUGUUUUGUAAUUGUUCAGCAAUUGAAAUUUAAACAGUGAACUUUAUUGCUUUUAUAUAUA